Giardia duodenalis is the source of this 633-nucleotide messenger RNA. RefSeq lists its product as uncharacterized. The record is from RefSeq and is a predicted model, not a curated record. The transcript has a single exon. The coding region runs from base 1 to 633 and encodes 210 amino acids. NCBI's taxonomy places the organism in Eukaryota, Fornicata, Diplomonadida, Hexamitidae.
AUGCCACCCAAGCCCAAGCAAAUAGACGCAUCUCAAGAGAAGAAGACGGCGGAUGACCUGCCAGAGCUCCCGGCAAAGGGCACGCAGAAGUUUAUAUACGUGUCCGGGACUGUCUAUGAGGGGGAGUACGACACUAUUGACGGGCAAAUUUACAGACACGGACUCGGAAAGCUGAUCGAGAACCUUUCGCCGGUGGACCCCGAUGAGUGUCCAGGCUUCGAUCCGCUAGAGCCGCCCCCUGGCUCGUGCCGCGCCCAGGUAUUUGACGGCCUUUGGGUGAAGGACGCCUUUCAAAAGGGGAAGAUUUCUUACGUAGAUGGCUCGGAAUACGUCGGUGAAAUUGAUAGUAAUGGGUCUUAUGUAACAGGAGGUGUUUAUAUAUUCCCCUGUGGAUCUAGGUGGAUUGGUGGGUUUCUAGGCUGUGAAAUGCAUGGAGAAGGCCACUUUAUUGACAAAGACGGUGUUGCGUGGAGAGGAACAAUGAAUCAUAACAAUUGCUCUUCCAUGAUUAGAGUUCACGGGUAUGUCCACAAGGAUCCGGUGCUUUUCGAGACAAAUAACGGAUCCCCGGCCAGUCUUACAAAUACAUUGUCCCAUAAGGACGUAGAUAAAACGGAGACUACGCACCAGUAG